Messenger RNA from Peniophora sp. CBMAI 1063, 1092 nucleotides. The record is from the annotation of a GenBank genome assembly. Lineage: Eukaryota; Fungi; Basidiomycota; Agaricomycetes; Russulales; Peniophoraceae.
AUGGACUCGCUCGAAGACACUGAACCCGUAGAGGCGCCUCUGUCGUACGACGAGGAAGUUCCGUACGAGAGGCAGGUCGCGGCUGAGCCGUCGCUGGCGGACCGGAUCAGCCGGAACAAGCUGUACCUGCUCGCCGACUCGACCGUGGCCCGGGCCGGGAAGCGCAAACGCGAGGACGACGACGACGAGAACGUGGAGGACUCGGUCGUCGACGCGGAGAUUGCCGCAGAGGACACUACGUAUCGGCCCAAUGCUCUGCUGGUAACCGGCACGCCCAUCUCGCAUCUGGACAACGACAAGAUAUUCGCGUACGGCGCGCACUACUCUGUCCGGCCUCUCGGCAUCGAAUGGGUCAACGACUCGAACGUCGUGCUCGUCUUCAAGUCCAGUCUCGCGGCGGAGGAAGCCCUCGGGCAGCUGCAGCGAGACCCGAAGCAGGAAACUGACGCCGAGGGCUUCGUGACCGCGCGGGGGAUCCCGAUGGCCAUGUGGCCACCGGAGGAGCGCAUCUCCGCCAGCCUCGGCAAGAGCAGCGAGUUGCGCGGCGCCCUGCGCGUCCGGUGGGCCCGCGUGGACGACGUCAAGAAGCCCAACGCCCGUCGCGAGUCCGAGUUCUACCGCAAACACGCGAGCAAGGACGACCGCCGUGGCGCUCCGACUGCUGAUGACGGCGAAGGUCCCGCGAAGCGCCGGCGUCAAGACGACGGUCCAGCCAAGCUCACGCGCGAGGAUCUCGACCAGGAGCUAGACAGCUUCUUGCAGCAGGGAGAUGAAGAGGAGGAAGACGCACCCGUCUCGAAGAUGUACGCGGACAAAGUGGAAGCGGAGGGAAAGUCGCUUUUAGAGCGUACAUCCGUCAUACGCGUUCACCCGUCCACACAAGAUGAAUUUGGCCGUAACAGUCGAUAUCGUGAACCGGAGCGAGAACAUCGGCCAAGGGGUGGACGCGGACGGCGGGAGGGCGAUAGAGCCGGGACUGGACCACGUCGCGGGGAACGCCGCUCGGAGCCACAGCGCACUGAGCCACGCCCACACAAGACUCAGCAAGAACUCGACGAUGAAUUGGAUGCCUUCCUGAGCGAACGCACUUGA